GUGCGGUGCACCGUAGCUCGUCCCCUGCUCGCGGUAAAAUUCAAUGGCGCUCGCCGCGUGGAUCAAACAGCCCCGCGAGGCCUCUUCUAGUCCGCUGCCUCCCCCGUUCGGCUUUUCCGCGCAUGCGCGCACUAGCGCCUCCACAAUCCCGAGAGCCUUCAGUACGGGGUUUGUGCUUUGAGCCCCCAAAAAAUACCGCCUUUAAAACAACGCAACUGAAAUAUGGCUUUUCAUCGAAAUGGGACAUAAAAUACGGCUUUCAGGGGAGAUAGGGAUUCGUGAGACAAACGCCCGACCGCCUUUUUGUUGGUCUUUGUGCGCUGCCGAUGGUAGAUGGUAUCCAGUGAGCUGUAUCUGGCAGAGGAAGACGACGACGACUCGGCGAGUAAUAUGAAGGAGAUGAUCGGAGGCUGCUGCGUCUGCUCGGAUGAGAGAGGCUGGGCCGAAAACCCCCUAGUCUACUGCGACGGUCACGGCUGUAACGUCGCCGUCCACCAAGCCUGCUAUGGAAUUGUCCAAGUCCCCACAGGCCCCUGGUUCUGCAGGAAAUGUGAAUCACAGGAACGUGCUGCCAGGGUGAGGUGUGAGCUGUGUCCCCACAAAGACGGAGCACUGAAACGAACAGAUAAUGGAGGUUGGGCCCAUGUGGUUUGUGCUCUUUAUAUCCCAGAAGUGGAGUUCGCCAACGUAUCCACCAUGGAGCCCAUCGUGCUUCAGUCUGUCCCUCAUGAACGUUAUAAUAAGACAUGCUACAUCUGUGAGGAACAGGGCCGUGAGAGCAAAGCUGCUACUGGAGCCUGCAUGACAUGCAACAAACAUGGCUGCCGACAGGCCUUUCAUGUCACAUGCGCUCAGUUUGCUGGGUUAUUGUGUGAAGAACAAGGCUCAGAUGCUGAUAAUGUGAAAUACUGUGGGUACUGCAAGUACCAUUACAGCAAAUUGAGAAGGAGCAAAGGCUGUGGUAGUAGGGCUCAAAACUUAAGCGAUUCUUCCACUCACUCUUUGGAUAAGCACCAUGACAAGGAAAAGAAGAAACAUAAAGAAAGAGAUCGCCACAAACCAAAGCACAAAAAAUCUUUGGAACUGUCACCUUCCCUGGUGCCAGCACUGAUGGUGACCUCUGAGAAGAGCUACAACAGCAGCAGUGGUGGAAGUGUCUCCUCAAUCUCCUCUACUCAGAAGCGAUUGGACGACAGCGGAGGUCGUUUCACCACUGCCAACUUCCAGGAAGUUCCGUCUCACUCCAGUUCCAGCUCCAAGGAUGGCAGCCUCUCUGAUGGCAAGAGCUCGGAUGGCAAAAGCAAGAAGUCCAGCAGUCACAGCACCAACUCGAGCUCUGGCUCCAGGGGCCGCAAGUCCGUGCCAGGCAAACCCCACGGCCCUGUGGUCACCACAGCGACGUCAUCCACAGCUCCCUCUUCAACCAGUCCGUUUCAGCAAGGUCUUUUAUUAGGCAGCAGCAGCAGUAAAUCAGCCACUAGUGGGUCUGUGGUUCAGCCCACAUCUGAUUUCCUCAGCUUCUCUGAUCCCAGCCUUAGGGCUGGCGACUCGUACACGCCUCCAUCCUUUAGCCGUUGCCACAUGAAGGGUGGUGCAGAAAGCACAGCCUCUGAAGGCAUGGUGGCUCUUAACACCUUCGGCAUGAUGUCCCUCCCCCAAAGCUCAAGCGCAAGCAAGCAUUACGAAAACUGUCACCCGUCCGGAGAGCUGGGAGGCCUGGCCUCAGCAGGCUACAAACGACCCCAGCCCUCCUCAUCCUCUUCCUCUGCAACAUCAUCUUCAUCUACUGGCGAGGAUGGCGUGAAGAAGAAGAAGAGAGGGAACUGGAGGAACCGGUAUGGACCGUGCUUCACUACCCAGGACAGUAAAACCACUGAUACGGGAGAGCAUGGCUCCACAAUGCCCUCAUCCACUUCCCCCUCGCCAUCCUCCUUGAGCACUAUGGCCUGCCGCGGGAGUGCAGUCAGCAGUACCGGAGGUGUGGGAGCAGUGGGUGCUGGUAGCAGCAGUCUGGGGAUUCAGAAGUCCCCAUCCCUCCUCAGGAAUGGAAGCUUACAGGGUAUGACUGUCAGCUCCCCACCUGCUGGACCAGGUGUGUACUCCAGCAGUAGCGAUGUAGCCUGCCCAUUGCCCAGUGCUGUGUUUGGAGGGUCUCUGUCCGGAUCCAACUCCGAGUUACCUGCUCAUCAGUCAGUGGUCACUUCCAUGCCCACUCUCACAUCUUUGCCCCCGACCGCCCUGUUCACCAGCACCUCAUCCACACAUGUCCAGUCUGCACUGCAGCCCGGGGCUGAUCCAGGAUCUGAUGGCUACCAGGCUCACUUUGGAUCGAGCUGCCCGUCCCUGCAUUUCCCAGGCUCCUCUAACGCCCACAUCUUCACACCGGCUCCUUAUCGACUGCUCUCUGUUUACCUUUCAGAUCAGGAGCUUGGAGACGGAGCUCUCGGCUUCUCCAGAAGAGGAAACUCGCCAAAGACAAACCUCUCCCCUCGGUCUCCGUUAAGUGGGCUUCAUAUCCGGUAUGACUCGUCAGGACCGUUGGUUCCGGGGCUCGGAUCUGGUUCGGAUACGUUGCCCCCAGUGGCCACCAGCAUCGACCAGCUGCUGGACCGGCAAUGGAACGAAGGACAGCAGUUCCUCCAACAACAGGGCUCACAAGGAGAUGUUCUGGGAAUGCUGAAGUCCCUGCACCAGCUGCAGGUGGAAAACCGGCGCCUGGAGGAACAAAUCCGAACUCUCACCAUGAAGAAAGAACGACUGCAGCUCUUGAGCGCUCAGCUCUCUGUGCCUUUCACCCCCGCGAGCACCACAGCCACCACUGCCUCCUCUCCUCUGUACCCCAGCAACACUCACGCAGACAUGCUGCACAGCAAGAGCAUUCAGCUAGGCAGCAGUGUUUUAACAGAGUCCUCUCAACCCUUGCCCACUCAGCAUCCCCUGUCUGGUGGCCAUAGUAGUGGAAGUAGCACGUCCUCUCUCUCCACCCCUCCGUCUGCGGCCCACAGUCCCCCCCAGCAGCAGGUGAAUGGAGUCGGCAUGGCCGGGGUGGUCGUCCAGCCUGGCAAUGCCAACUCGACCCUCCCUGCCAUAGCCGGGGUGACGGGUCUGAUGGGCACUCUGCAGGGGAACCACCUGCCCAUGAGUGGCAUCGUGGGCGCCCUAAACGGAGUCAUCCAAACCUCCCCCAGCCUGGCCCAGAAUAACAGCCCCUUGCCCCACCCCUCAGCAGCUACCAGCUUAUCCCUGCCCAUGUCCAACAGUCUCAGUAACAGCAGCAUGACCACUGUGAAAACCAGUGCGGCAAGGCAUUUCAACGAUCAGCACAGACAGAUCCUCCUCCAUCAGCACCAACUUCAGCAGCUUUUCAGCUCCCAGCAGGCCACACCAGAACAGCAGCAGGCUCUGCUCUAUCAGUUAAUGCAACAGCAGCAGCAGCAGCAGCAGAAUGACAUACAGCUACAGCAGCUGCCAAUCAACAGCCUCCUGCCUGCCACGCAGCCAGCCAUCACUACAAACCCCUUCCUCGCCAUGCACAACGACAGCAACACUCCUAAAACUGGAGUUAGUACUGCAACUAUCAAACAGACAAAAAGACUGGGGGAGAAGGCUGUGUCUGUGACAGGACAGGAAAAGACCUGAUGUAGAAAACGUUCUGGAGGAGUUCUGUCUUAUGGAUCCCUCUCAUCUGCCCACCCCAAGAGGCUUGCAAUCUGAGCAGCAAGACCAGAACAUUCACCCACCGCACGAAACCCUCACCAGCACCAGCACCAGCCUUCAUAUGUAACUUGCCAGUUUGAUGCCCAUCUGGCAAACAACAUGCUGCACUGAGUUUGAGUAAAUCACUUGCUGUAAACGUACUGGAUCCCAUGGGGGCCAAAAGACAGGCUCACACACAUAUGUGCACACACACACACACACACACACACACGAUCUCUCUCACCCUGCCAGUGUGCUGAAAAUGACACGCUGGUGCGAGUCGCUGUGGGCAGAAAGCGUAGACCAAUGGAGAUGCCUCUGGAACAGUAUCUGCUCACCGCUGUUACCCCUUUAACAAGAAACACGUAACGAUAAUCUCAAUUAAAAACCUGUCGUUUUUGUCCAUCUGUGUAUUUAAAGGCGUCAAAUAUUUCAAAGCUGAAGCGAUCAGACAUUUGUGCACCAUGAAGGCCUUCUCUGCAUCCUGAUCUUGAGCCUCCCCUGUGAGGAGGCGGCCCAAAAGUCCACAAACUGUCUCACUGACCCUACUGCACUCUUUGAAGAGCAACUACCUCUCAAGCCAGGACACACAGACCAGGCCCUGAACCCAAGUGCCUGGCCCCGAUCUCCAUGCUCUCAGCGAGGGGCUGCGCGCUGGAGACGCUGCCAGUCUCUCCUUUCCCUUUUUUAUUUUUUCCUCCAGUUGAUCCAUUUUUUUGUGAAAUGAUUUGAUAUCAAUCGGCGUCGCUCAGGCAAUACCAGUCCAGAGAGUCCCAGAGAUCUCGGCCUGUACAGUGACUACACUGAAAAAAACUGAUUUCGAAUGUUUGCAUUGAUCAUUUUCGAAGCCAACUUUCUAUUAUUCCUUUUUUAUUUAUUUGCAUUUGUUGCAUGUUGGGUGCAAGGUAAUAUAUUGUAAUGCUCAACUGGCAAAAUGUUUUUUAUACUACUGUACAAAAUUCUCAGCUCUUUUGAGUCUUGUAAACAUUUGGAUGAACGUGUCUGGUGUUUGAAGUUGUAAAAAAA
Messenger RNA from Sinocyclocheilus grahami, 4722 nucleotides. RefSeq names its product protein AF-10-like. Gene Ontology annotation, biological process: regulation of transcription by RNA polymerase II. Gene Ontology annotation, molecular function: histone binding; nucleosome binding. Gene Ontology annotation, cellular component: nucleus. The transcript is spliced from 21 exons. Lineage: Eukaryota; Metazoa; Chordata; Actinopteri; Cypriniformes; Cyprinidae. The record is from RefSeq and is a predicted model, not a curated record. Bases 334 to 3639 code for a protein of 1101 amino acids.